UUUUUCGAUCAGCUGUUCUUUGAUCGAUCCGAUUGUUUGCUCUCUUUAUAGCACUGCGUCGGUGCAUUGUUAUCAGGCAAGUAUAUGUUAUUACCACCAGCAUCCGUACCACAUCUAUCGGUAGCGAGUGGAGCAAAGGAGUCGUAUAAGUAGUAAGUUUUACGCGCACAAACAAAAUCGCGCGCUCAAAAACUCAAGUGCCACGUCGAGGAUUUCAGUUUCGUCAUGUUCAGUCAAGCUGCACUUCGGGUGUGUCCAACGUGGCUCGAGAGCACAAUCACAUCCUUAUACUUUAGGGUAAAAAGUAUAUCUUCCCACGGAUUUGGUGGAUUUCACAGUCUCAGCAAAACGGUAGAUCAUUCCAAAAUGAAAGUUCACAUAUUGCCGGCGCUUCACGAUAAUUACAUGUAUCUGAUUGUCGAUGAAGCGACACAAGAGGCUGCCAUCGUGGACCCCGUUGCUCCAGAAAGCGUAGUUACCGCUGUGACGCAAAAUAACGUAAAAUUGACAAAGAUCUUAACUACACACCAUCAUUGGGAUCACGCCGGUGGGAAUGCAAAAUUACUGAAAACCUAUACUGAUCUUCCUGUGUACGGUGGAGACGACAGAAUAGUAGCUAUUAACCACGAAGUUAAGCACAAUGACACAUUCAAUAUCGGUAAUUUAUCUGUGAAGUGUCUGUCGACACCUUGUCACACACGUGGCCAUAUCUGUUACUAUAUCACGGGAGAAGGAUAUCCUCCGACUGUUUUCACAGGAGACACUCUCUUCGCCGGAGGUUGUGGCAAAUUUUUCGAGGGUACCGCUGAUCAAAUGUACAAGGCACUUGUCGAGGUUCUGGGUUCUUUACCCGAGGAAACAGAAGUGUACUGCGGGCAUGAAUAUACAGUUAACAACCUGAAAUUCGGCUUACACGUGGAACCCGACAAUACGGCGAUUCAAGAAAAAUUGGACUGGGCAAACACUCAACGUGAUAAUAAUCUUCCAACUGUGCCGAGCACCAUCAAAAACGAGAAAUUGACGAAUCCAUUUAUGAGGGUGCAUGAACAGUCCGUCAUGAAAUACGCGCAGCAAGAUGAUCCUAUCAAGACAAUGUCGCACUUAAGGCGCAAGAAGGACAAUUUCUAAGCUUAAUUUGCGGUACCUUACAGAAAUAUCUUCCGUAACUUACUCACUGAAUAUUUACAUUUAACUAACAUUACUUCAAAGUGCGGCUUGAAAGGUGCAUGGGUCGAAGAUUUUGUAUCCACAUUCACUUGUAUCAGAAAAAAAACUAAUAUGUACAAUAUUUAAUAUAUACAUAUCCUAAUUAUAAA
Dinoponera quadriceps is the source of this 1316-nucleotide messenger RNA. RefSeq names its product hydroxyacylglutathione hydrolase, mitochondrial. Bases 226 to 1128 code for a protein of 300 amino acids. Gene Ontology annotation, molecular function: hydroxyacylglutathione hydrolase activity. The transcript has 5 exons. NCBI's taxonomy places the organism in Eukaryota, Metazoa, Arthropoda, Insecta, Hymenoptera, Formicidae. The record is from RefSeq and is a predicted model, not a curated record.